Cygnus atratus (black swan) is the source of this 1599-nucleotide messenger RNA. It is a transcript of the gene MGAT4D, whose product is annotated as MGAT4 family member D. NCBI's taxonomy places the organism in Eukaryota, Metazoa, Chordata, Aves, Anseriformes, Anatidae. The transcript is spliced from 15 exons. Gene Ontology annotation, cellular component: Golgi stack; endoplasmic reticulum; endoplasmic reticulum-Golgi intermediate compartment. The record is from RefSeq and is a predicted model, not a curated record. Gene Ontology annotation, biological process: protein N-linked glycosylation. Gene Ontology annotation, molecular function: acetylglucosaminyltransferase activity. Bases 1 to 1599 code for a protein of 532 amino acids.
AUGCGGCUCCGGCAGGGCCAGCUGCUGGCCGUGCUGUGCCUGGGCGUUGCCUGCCCCCUGCUGUGGUACGCGGCGUGUCCGGGGAGCCGAGACAAUGACCUAGCCAUGUAUCAAAGCCAGUUUCUGGAACUGCGUCAAAGACUACUGUAUGCUGAAAAAGAAAAUAAAAAAAGAUCCCGUGAACUGAGUAGUGCCCUAGAUGAAAUUAAACGCAUAGUCGCAAAAAGAAUGAACUUGACAACAAAUCAUACAGAUGAUGAGAAAGUAUUAAACCUCACCAGGAAACUCCCCCUGCACCUUACAAACAUGUACUACUACCUACCUCAUCUUCGAGAAUAUGAAGAUGCCAUUUUUCCAAAUGUUAUUGUUGGGCAACAGAGAACUGGAGUCUCAUUGGUGGUGGGUAUUCCUACUGUGAAAAGGGAAAAACAAAGUUACCUGAUGACUACGCUGCAUUCCCUGUUCUAUGAACUUUCUGAAGAGCAAAAGAAUGACUGUGUAAUAAUCAUCUUUAUAGCAGAGGUCAAUGAAGAAUAUGUUAACAGUGUUGCAGAAAGUGUUAAAAGCAGUUUCCCCAAAGAAAUCCAGUCUGGAGUCCUAGAGAUCAUUUCUCCUCCUGCUUCUUAUUAUCCAGAUCUUUCCAAUCUGAGGAAAACAUUAGGAGAUUCGGAGGACAGAGUAAGGUGGAGAACGAAACAGAAUUUGGAUUAUAGCUUUUUAAUGCUAUAUGCCCAUCCUAAGGGAACAUUUUAUUUACAGUUGGAAGAUGAUAUUAUAGCCAAACCUGAUUAUAUUCAAAGUAUAAAAAACUUUGCGGCUGAACAGUCCCAAGAGUGGAUGAUUCUUGAGUUUUCCCAGCUUGGAUUUAUUGGAAAAUUGUUUAAAUCAGAAGACUUGCCACCCAUAGUGGAAUUUUUUCUAAUGUUCUAUAAAGAUAAGCCCAUAGACUGGCUUCUGGACCACCUGCUCUGGGUCAAAGUGUGCAAUCCAGAAAAAGAUGCAGUACAUUGUGAAAAGGAAAAGGCAAAGAUACGUAUCCGUGCUAAACCAUCUCUCUUUCAGCAUAUGGGAAUUCAUUCAUCAUUGUCUGGGAAGAUACAGAAUUUGAAAGAUAAAGAUUUUGGCAAUAAUGUGCUAUAUAAAGCACAUAAUAAUCCACCUGCAAAAGUGUAUACAAGCCUAAAAGUAUACCAGCAAUAUACCUUGGAAAAAGUUUAUGAAGGAAAAGAUUAUUUUUGGGCUUCAGCUCCAGUAACUGGGGACUAUAUCAGAUUCACCUUUUUAAAGCCACUAAAGGUAGAAAAGUACUACUUUAGAAGUGGAAACAUAGAGCACCCUGGUGAUAUACUAUAUAACACUACUGUGGAAGUUUUGCUAGCUGAUGAAGCUGAAAGAAAAGAAUUGCUUGACAAUGGAAGUAAACUUAACUACCCAGCAACCAAAGAUGGAUAUUUAAAAAUAGGGGCUUUUGAAAAUGGAAUUGCAGAAGGCAACAUCAGUCUGCCGGAAAAAAUACAGGCUAUUCGUUUGUCAGUCAAUUCUGAUUCUCCUGUGUGGGCAAUACUUAGUGAGGUACUUAUCAAGACAUCCGAAAACUGA